Hibiscus syriacus is the source of this 5227-nucleotide messenger RNA. Its product is annotated as histone-lysine N-methyltransferase SUVR5-like. Gene Ontology annotation, molecular function: protein binding; zinc ion binding; histone methyltransferase activity. The coding region runs from base 199 to 4797 and encodes 1532 amino acids. The transcript is spliced from 13 exons. Gene Ontology annotation, cellular component: nucleus. The record is from RefSeq and is a predicted model, not a curated record. NCBI's taxonomy places the organism in Eukaryota, Viridiplantae, Streptophyta, Magnoliopsida, Malvales, Malvaceae.
GAGUCCCGAUCCCCCCAAAAGAACGAAACCCUUUUCUUCAAUCCCACCCGCCUGACCAAUAAACCAACAACCAUGGGAAAAAAUGAAUAUCGGGUGAUCGUCCAUUAACAUCCUUUUACAUACACAAGGAAAGUGAAUUUGGGGGAUAUUCAAUGUUCAUAUGCACAUUAUACUUCUGCAGAUAUUCCAGUUUGAAUCAUGGAAGUGCUCCCCCGUUCUGGUAUUCAGUAUGCUGCGGAUUCUGAUUGUGUUCAACCGAUUUCAGAAGCACCUCUUACAUAUGAAAGUGAAUCUAAUUCCUUGGAACAAAAGAACCAAGUUCAAGUAGCAGAUAGUAGGAUGGAUGACUUAUUAAUAACUAAUGAAGAGAAUCAAGCAGGAAGACAAGAUGAAGGUCAAGGCAAAAGGGAUGGAUUACCAAUUUCAGAGGGACACCAUAGUGUAUUUUCAUAUUAUGAUUGUCAGGCAGAAGGCCAAAGAUUAUCUUGCGGAUCACAUGAUGAUGAAUAUGAUGAUUCAAAUGCACAGAAUUGUUGCACCGGGCCUUAUUUGACCUCUGAAAACUCUCAUUUACCCGUUGUCCCCAUCCAGAGUGAGCCACCAAGCAACAACAGGGAGGGAGAAUUGUCUCUUUCAGAACCUAAGUGGUUAGAGCAUGAUGAGUCUGUUGCAUUGUGGGUCAAGUGGAGAGGAAAAUGGCAAGCUGGAAUCAGAUGUGCAAGGGCUGACUGGCCGUUAUCGACUUUAAAGGCAAAACCGACUCAUGAUCGAAAACAGUAUUUUGUGAUAUUUUUUCCUCACACCAGGAAUUAUUCUUGGGCAGACAUGUUACUUGUCCGAUCCAUUAAUGAGUUCCCUGAGCCUAUUGCAUAUAGGACUCAUAAAGUUGGACUAAAAAUGGUUAGAGAUUUGACUGUUGCACGGCGAUACAUACAGCAAAAGCUAGCUGUUUCCAUGCUGAAUAUAAUUGAUCAGUUCCAUUGUGAGGCUUUGAUUGAGACAGCACGUAAUGUGAUUGUCUGGAAGGAAUUCGCUAUGGAGGCUUCACGCUGCAACGGUUAUUCUGAUCUUGGAAAGAUGCUUUUGAAACUUCAAAGUAUGAUGUUGCCACGCUACAUAAAUGCUAACUGGCUUCGAAAAUCUUUUCACUCGUGGGUACAAAAAUGUCAGAAUGCACAUAGUGCUGAAUCCAUUGAAUUGCUAAAGGAAGAAUUGUAUGAUGCUAUAAUAUGGAAUGAGGUCAGGUCUCUUGGGGAUGCAACAGUGCAACCCACACUUGGUUCUGAGUGGAAAACCUGGAAGCAUGAAGUUAUGAAAUGUUUCUCAACUUCUCAUCCUGUAUCUAGUGCUGGAGAUAUCAAGCAACGGAACAGCGAUGGUCCUUCACACACAAGUAUACAAGUUGGCAAGAAGAGGCCCAAGCUUGAAAUCCGUCGUGCAGAGACACAUGCUUCCCAGGUGCUAAGGAAUGAUUCAGAUCAAAUCAUGGCUGUUGAAAUUGACUCUGAUUUCUUUAGUAACCGAGAUGCUGUGGAUGUCAAUCUGCCAACACCAGAACUUUGUAAAAAGGAAGAUGAGAGAGGGGAAACCACACCAAUGAACACGUCAAACACUUCGACUGACAGAUGGGAUAAUAUUGUUGUUGAAGAAAGGGAUUCAGAGCUCUUUCACACCAAAGUUGUUGAAACAACAACUGCAAGUGAAGAGGUCAGGAGUGCCUCAACUCUGCACAGUCAGCCAAAGGAAGUGGAAUUAACACCUGUGAGUGAUUCAGUUGCUAAGAAAUCUGUAGAUGCUUUGAGUAAAAACCGACAGUGCAUAGCAUUCAUAGAGUCGAAAGGAAGGCAGUGUGUGAGGUGGGCAAAUGAGGGGGAUGUUUAUUGUUGUGUGCACUUAGCAUCUCGCUUUACUGGUACCUCUAGCAAAAUGGAAGGGACACCCCUUGUUGAUACACCAAUGUGUGAAGGUAUGACUGUGCUUGGCACAAGAUGCAAGCAUCGGUCAUUAUAUGGUUCCUCAUUCUGCAAGAAACACAGACCUAAAAAUGAUGCAAAUAGUAUCUUCCUUUCUCCAAAGCACACACAAAAAAGGAAACACUUGGAGACCACAUCCUGCAGAGAUAUAGUUUUGGUGGGAGACAGUGAAAGUCCUCUGCAAGUGGAGCCAGUGUCAAUAAUUGAGCCUGAUGUUGCACAGAGAAGAAACAGUUUAAUCGAGAAGCCGGAACAUUCUGGUAAAGAUCAAGAUAGCACAGAAUUGCUGCAUUGCAUAGGCUUAUACUCUCAAAGUGGUUUUGAUCCUUGUCAUGAAAGUCCUAAGAGGCAUUCAUUAUACUGUGAUAAACACCUUCCAAGCUGGCUCAAGCGUGCAAGAAAUGGUAAGAGUAGGAUAGUAUCCAGAGAAGUGUUUGUAAAUCUUUUGAAAGACUGCUAUUCACUUGAGCAGAAAUUGCAUUUACAUCAAGCAUGUGAACUUUUCUACAAGCUCUUCAGAAGUAUUUUUUCUCUAAGAAACCCAGUUCCUGUGGAAGUCCAACUUCAGUGGGCCCUUUCUGAAGCUUCAAAAGAUUUUAGUGUUGGGGAAUUUGUAAUGAAGUUGGUUUACAGUGAAAAGGAGAGACUCCAAAGUUUAUGGGGCUUCACUGACAAAAAAUGUACACCUUCGUCCUCUUUUGUGGAAGAACCUGUUCCCUUGCCAUUGGCCAUCAAUGACAGUUUUGAAGAUGACAAGACUAUUAAGUGCAAAAUGUGCUCAGUGGAAUUUCUUGAUGACCAGCAGCUUGGAACCCACUGGAUGGAGAACCAUAAAAAGGAAGCACAAAGGUUGUUUAGAGGUUAUGCUUGUGCAAUCUGCCUGGAUUCAUUUACUAACACGGAGGUUUUAGAAUCCCAUGUCCAGGAGAGACACCAUGUGCAAUUUGUUGAACAGUGCACGCUUCUCCAAUGCAUUUCCUGUGGCAGCCAUUUUGGCAAUACUGAGGAAUUAUGGCCGCAUGUGCUGUCAGCUCAUCCUGUUGAUUUUAGACGGUCAAAGACUGCUCAACAGCAUAUUCUAUCAGUGGGUGAGGAAUCACCGCUGAAACUUGAGCUCGCUAAUUCCGCUUCUUUGGAGAAUAAUUCAAAGAAUGUAGGCAGUUUUCAAAAGUUUAUUUGCAGGUUUUGUGGCAUGAAAUUUGAUUUGCUGCCUGAUCUUGGCCGUCACCACCAGGCUGCUCACAUGGGACCAAGUUUAGCUAGCUCUCGUCUUCCAAAGAGAGGGGUUCGUUAUUAUGCUUAUAAACUAAAAUCUGGGAGACUAAGCCAUCCUAGAUUUAAGAAAGGUCUGGGGGCUGUGUCAUAUAGGAUCAGGAAUAGGGCAACUGCAACUAUGAAAAAACGCCUCCAGGCGUCAAAGUUGAUGGACCCUGACAUCAUUAGUGCAGAGCCUCAUGUAACGGAAGCAUCAAAUCUUGGUAGAUUAGCAGAACCACAAUGCUCAGCCCUUGUAGAAAUAUUAUUCUCCAAUAUUCAUAAAGCAAAGCCGCGACCUAAUAAGUUAGACUUUCUUUCUAUUGCUCGCUCUUCUUGUUGCAAAGUGAGCCUGAAGGCCUCAUUGGAGGAGAAGUAUGGCAUGUUACCAGAACGUGUGUACCUUAAGGCAGCUAAGCUUUGCAGUGAGCAUAACAUUCACGUCGAGUGGCACCAAGAGGAAUUUACAUGCACAAAUGGAUGUAAGUCUGUCAAGGACCCAGAGGUUCUGUCCCCAUCAAUUCCUCUAGCUAAUUGUUUUAGAGGUCGCCUAUCAGCUGAUUCCCUGGAUAAUGUAGACAAAGAGUUGGAAUUGGAUGAGUGUCACUAUAUCAUUGGUUCACAGCAUUUUAAACAAUGGCCCAUGCACAAGGCCAGUGUCUUGUGUGAUGAUUUAAGCUUUGGAAAAGAAUCAGUUCCAGUAGCUUGUGUAGUGGAGGAAGGUCUUUUGGAUUCCCUUUACUUCUCUGGGGAUAGUUCAAAAGGUCAAAAUGCUAAAUCCUGCAUGCCUUGGGAGAACUUUACAUACAUUACGAAAUCUUUGCUUGAUCAGUCCCUUGAUCUUGAUUUUGAGGGUUUGCAACUUGGGUGCACUUGUUCCAAUUCAACAUGCUGUCCUGAGACAUGUGAUCAUGUAUACCUCUUUGAUAAUGAUUAUGAAGAUGCAAGAGACAUAUACAGGAAACCCAUGCGUGGCAGAUUUCCUUAUGAUGACAGAGGUCGAAUUAUCUUGGAGGAGGGCUACCUUGUCUAUGAAUGCAACCACAAGUGUAGCUGUAGUAGAGCAUGCCCAAAUAGAGUUUUGCAAAAAGGAGUACGAGUAAAACUGGAAGUCUUCAAAACAGAGAAUAAGGGCUGGGGAGUCAGGGCUGGUGAACCAAUUCUGAGUGGCACAUUUGUCUGUGAGUACAUUGGGGAGAUCUUAAGCGAGCAAGAAGCAAACAAUAGGCUUACCAGGUAUGAUAGAGACAUUUGCAAUUACAUGUUUAAUGUUGAUUCUCGCAUCAAUAUUAUGAUCCGAUGGAUUGAAGGACAAGCAGGAUAUGUUAUUGAUGCAUCCAAAUAUGGAAAUGUUUCCAGGUUCAUCAAUCAUAGUUGCUCACCAAAUCUUGUGAAUCAUCAAGUUCUUGUGGACAGCAUGGAUUGUAAUCAAGCUCACAUUGGUCUCUUUGCUAGUCAAGAUAUAUCUAUAGGUGAAGAGCUGACUUUUGACUAUCGAUAUGAACUGCUGUCUGGACAAGGAUAUCCAUGUCAAUGUGGAGCUUCUACAUGCCGAGGGCGCCUUUACUGAAUCGUCAUGGAAAUGGAGUUCUGCAGUGUCCAUACAGAUCAUACAACCUGCUGCAUGGAAUUUUCGACCAAGCCAGAUUGUACCUAUGGUAGAUCUUUCAAACGGGAAGGAAGAAAGCAGUGUAUUUGGCGCAUCUCUUUUUUAAACUCUUCCCUGUCCCCCAAUUCUUCUUUCUUUAGUAGCGUAGUCCACUUUCUGGUGGGGCUUGCUGUCGAAAAUUUCCUGCCUUUUGGUUCCCGUUGGAGUUCUUAGGUUUGAUAGCUUAGACCAGGGAUGUUAGACAACUUUUGUGAUGCAUGAAGUGCCUCGAUCCUUCUAUGUGACAUUCUCUGUAGUUUGCUUUCCAUUGUAUAAAGUUUGAGCAUUCUUAUCGCGCCUUGGCUUCAUUAAGGGCACCUAUGCAGUUGGGAAAGUAAAAGAAAUUUUCAAA